Messenger RNA from Schistosoma bovis, 6569 nucleotides. NCBI's taxonomy places the organism in Eukaryota, Metazoa, Platyhelminthes, Trematoda, Strigeidida, Schistosomatidae. The record is from the annotation of a GenBank genome assembly.
AAUAUUAGGUCGUUGUAACUGCAAUCAGCCCAUUUUCAAUAUGAACAAUACUGAUCACAAACAAAAUUGUGACCUUCCUUGUAACUAUAAAAACAUAGGCGAUACAUUUUCAAUUAGGGCAAGAGACAGAUGGAGGCUACUUAGAGAUUGGAUACUUCAAUAUAAAUCUCACAGCUACAAUCAACCAAGUAUAUAUUCGAAUAUUGACAGAAUAUUUGGAUAUAGUCUCCUCAAAAGGUCGGCAUCUUUUUCGUCUUGUAUAAUAGAGCAGGUUCUUUACUUACCUAGAGAAAAUGAGCGGAUUGCAAUUAAAACACCCUCGAGCAUCAAAUUUUACGAUCUGAAAGAAUUUAAACUAAUGAACGAAGUACCUUUGACGGAAAACAAAAAUAAAAAUGCUUUUAGUCAAAGUUAUAACCGUUUAGCCUAUGCAUCAAAAGUGGACGUUUUCAUUGGUUGGAAACCUGGUGGAAAUACGUUAUGGCCUUUAUCAUGUGAAAAUCUUGAGAAUAUUGGCAUCCCAUCUACAACUAAAAAUCAGUUGAUUGGUGUAUUUUCAAAUUUUGAUUCAGGAAGCAUAUUUUCGUUGGAAAUAAGAUCGUUUAAAACAUUUUCGAAUGACUAUUGUUGGAUUAUAUUUGCAAGAAACUGGCAGUUUCAGUUUACUGAAAUUCAACUUAUACCUAAUAAAUGUGUACCAGUUUUGAUACUUAAGGAUUGUACCUCAUUUAGUUUUCCAACUUGUCAAGAAGAAUUAUUUACAAAAAUCAUGACAUGUCCUCUACUUGGAACUCUUCUUGAAACUUAUGAAUUUCCAUCAGAAUUAAUCAGUUUCGAAGAGAAAUGUAGUCAUAACUGUAAACUUUUAAUUGCUUGGAAAUGUUCUGCUUGGUUACGUUGUAUGCAAUUUAACAGAUAUUUCAGUUCCAUAUCCCACAAUAGUGAUUGUGAUGAGACUGAUGGAAAACUAUUAGAAACGAUCAAUUUUCAAACCUUUGAAAAUGCUAUGAUCAACCACAGAUCACAAAUUACGGCUGUUCUUUACAUUAGCUCAUUAAAUAUUUUAAUUACUGGUGAUAGAUGUGGAACAAUUAAAACAUGGAAUACUGACCAAGUUCAAUUAACAGUACUUCAUGGUCACUUGGGAGAAAUUAUUCAUUUUUCAUCACAUAGGUGGGAUUUAAUUAGACCACAAAAAUUUUAUUCCACGUCUCCAAGUUUUGUUUCUAUAAGUAAGGAUGGAUUGAUGAAAUGUUGGCAGUUCUGGCAAUCAGACUAUGUAUAUCUGAAAAAUGAUGGUUCUGAAUUUUCAAACCCGUCAAGAAUUGUAUCAGAUAAUGGAACUAAGGAGAAUACCAUCAAAGAAGUAGAUAGUAGACAGACACUAAUGAAUUUGUAUUCAAAGGUUCUGUCUACAAAGACUUCAGCAUCACACUCAGUACACACUAUCCAUGACAUUACAGUGAAAAGAGACACUGGUGAACUUUUUUUAGUUGGAGUAUAUGAAGACAUCAAUUCAUGUAAGAUUCAUAAGGAACUCCAACAGGAGUAUUACUUGGAACACUGGACAAUAUCUGAGCCUUGUUCACCAAUGGCCGAAUUUCCACAAACAGUUAAAAAUAUUUCGUUUAUAAGAUUGAAUGAUUUAUAUGAUAUUGUUAAUCCAAAAGCCAACAAAUCAUCUAAUCUGGCUGAAUAUCAAAAUGAUAAUUCGAUUAAUAUAGCAGUUGUUAUAUGUGAAGGAAAACCUGGAAGUGUACAUUUACUUUCCACGUUGGAUGGAUCCAUUUUAACAACAGCUGUAUGUGAAGAUACAGUUGAAGAUGCUACUUGGCAUUGGAUGUUAGAAAAAUUGUUUAUUUUACAAAGCAACGGAGACAUCGCUGUAUUUUCCACUUGUAGUCGACCAUGUAACCUACUUUCUAUAUGGUCAUCAUCUGACCAUGAUGUGUUUUACCGUGGUCCACUCCUACUUUACCCAGUACAUUGCCCAGAUUACUUCAAGCUAUUUUUAGAAGAUGACAAAUCCAGCGAUUGUUUGCCACCGGUUAUUUUGUUACUGUUGGUUGGUCAGUCCGAUGGAUCUUUAGCUGUAUUAUGUACUAAAGAAGGAGUCGUAAUGAGCACAGCUCCAAAGUAUUCAACGACCGAAUCUUCAAAUAAUCCUCCAGAAGUUGAUCAGAAACAACAUAUAUCGUCAAUUAGAUCAAAUCCGAUAUUCGGGAGAUUAUACAUUAUCACCUUAGAUGGAACAUUAAAAGUAUGGCAAUUGAUUACACCUUUACCAAUCGGUGUGCAAAUACAAAAACAGGACAUUUUUCAAAGGAAUAAACCAAAUUUACGUGCAUAUUUCACACGUUUCCCAUUUAAAAUUAUUAAUAAUACUGACAUCUAUUGCAUUUAUACAGCUAAGAAUUAUUCAUUUCCCAAAGUAAAGGAAACUGAUAUUAAUUGUGUAACUAAUUCUUGUUGUUACAAUGUAGUCUGUGCUGAAGUGGCCAAUCCAGGUGAUACUUAUUCUAUGUUCAAUUUCAUAACAUCACGUUAUUUUGAUUCAGCUUAUUUAAAUCAUGAGAAUACAGCUUUGGUUAAAGAUAUUUGUAUUGGCUUAACAAAUAUAAGCAUGUUAAACAAACGUUUUGAAAAAUCACCCAUGAUUGAACAAAUAUUUCUAACAGUAACUACUGAUCCUGUUGAACGAGAAAACCUUUAUUUAAAAGUAUGGCAAACAACAUUUGAUUACAAUAUGGGAAAUGAUUAUCAUGUCAGAAACUCUAACAGUUUGAAACGAACAUCUACAAAAGCAUUACAACGUCUACAAAUGUUAGUUGAUAGUGGAGACACUAAUAUCGUCUGUUUAAAAUGUAAUCUACAGUUGAUAAAUACACUUAGAUUACCAUUUCCAACCGGACCAAGAAUCUCUAAAGCUGUUUGUAGAAUCGUCGGUAUUCAAUUAAAUGGUGAUAUUUUAUUGACAAUCAAUAAUAGUGUAUAUUUACUUCACUAUAAAACAUUGAAUAAGUAUUUUAAAUUAAGAUCUUAUUUAUUAAAUUUAAUGAAUCAAUCUACUGAAAAUAAGAUGAUUCCAGAAAUAUUACAAAACGUAAUAAGAAGUAGAGAAUGGAAUGUAGAUGGAUUAAAGAAAAUGAAUGAUGUAACUUUGUCUUUGAUUUGCAACAUUCGCCAACCAAUAGACUUUUCACUUGAAGAAAAGUUAGCAGCACAAAAUUUGUCAGAGAAAUCACAAGUGUUAACUAAACUCAAAGAAAGAGAUUUAGAUUUAAAGGAAAUAUCACAAAUUAAAUUAUUAAAGACUCUUUCAAAUCGCCGUUCCCAUAUUGAUUGUGCUUCAAUGCAAGAAGCUAGACGAAUCGCUUUUAACAAUUACUAUGAAAAAAUAUUAUCUAGACAAUGUUUAAAUUUAACUUCAUACUCGAAAGAACUAUACAAUGAAGAGGAUGAAGACAUCACUUUAUUAAAAGAGAAAUUGGUAACUAUGGAGCAAACUUAUUCACAAAUUCAAACUGAAGCAUCAACCAAGAAGAAUUUAGGAAAAACAAGCAAAGAAAAACUCGCAAAACACCGCAAAACUGAUAAAAAGCAAAAAUUACUACAAGCAAGUGAAGACCUUUCUUUUGUAAAACCCCAAGAGACGAUUAAAUUACCGAUAAUUACUAAUAAUAAAGAGUCGGAUUUACUUCUUAAUCAAAGGACAAAUGGAUUUUUUCCAAAGGUUAUUCUACUUGAAAGUGGACGUUCAAAGUAUGGCUGGGCGCCUAAUUCUUUACUUCUUCGCAAAUAUUAUUCAGGAAUAACUCACUCAGGAGUAGAUGAUAAAAGAAAUGCGAAUGAAGUCAACUGGGCUGACGUUGAAGCAAGAUUAGCUAGGUCGGGUAUUAACGGAUUGCAAAGUACACUAACUUCGGACUCGAGUAUAGGUUGGAUAGUGGAGUCAGACAAAGAAUUAACAAUGUUCAGUAAAGAAAUGAGUGACGGGGAUAUAACCGAUGAGAAUACAGAUAAAAAGUUACUUGCAAGUAGAUUCCGGGAUAUAAACAACCCAAUGAAUACUUUAUUUAGUAUAUCGACGUUACAAAAUGAGAUAAGUACUGAGAUCGAACAAAGUCAAAUGUCUAUAACUGAAAAGUCAACACCAUCUUCAAAAAAACGUGAAGCACUAGCCAAAAGUGAUCUUAAGCAAUCUUAUUUGAAGGAAACAGAUUUAUUGUCUAAUUUAAUUGAAAGACAAGCACCUGGUCGUCCAAAAUAUGAACGAGAAAAUACUGUUUUCUUGACAGAAUUCAGAAAUACAGAUUCUCCAGGGAAAAUCGACAUAUUUGUACUGCCUGAGUUCUUGCAAUCCUUUAGAAAUUCUAGAUGGCUGUCUAUUAUGGGAUUACUAAAUGGUCAAGAACCUGAAGGAUGGUCUGAUUUUAAUGCAGGUUCUAACGUUGACUGCUUUAUUCAUUGGCUGUUUUGGACAAAUAUUAUACCAAAACUAUGCUUACAAGCAACUUCACCAUCUACAGAGGAUGAAGAUCCGUAUCUUUGUCAGACUAUUUCCCAAUUUUGUACAGAUUUUAAAACACUUUACACAGAUCAUCAGUUAUCUGACAAGUACAUUCCCGAAUUACAUCAUUGCCUGACAGGAUGCGUAAUAAAUGAAUUAGGAAAAACAGUAGAAUUCAAAGAAUGGAAAAUGUUGGAAGCAGUGAGCACACUUUUGAUUACACUUGGUUUCCACGAUAUUGAUACAGUGGUUAUCUUACUAGUUUUGUAUGUGAACGUUCUACUAAACACCGAGAAAAACGAUCCACAGGUCCCCGGAGAAAUUAAAAAUGCUAACUUAACACACUAUAUUCAUCGUUCAUUACAGUCACUUGGAUUUCAAAUUAAAUAUUGCAAUUAUCUUGAAGAAGAGCUAAGUAAACUAGGAAAUAUCGAAAGAAAUGUGAAAAUCACUCCACCAAAAAAAGUUAUCCAUCUACAUGAUUGUAUUCAUUUGGUGGAGAACAUUGAAAUAUUAAACUGUUGGAUUAAAUUUUACAGAUUAUUAUCUGUGUGGCUUGAGAAUUGGUUCAGACAAAGCAGUGAAAUAGUAUCAAAGAAUAAAUCUUCCAAACUUGGAAAUCAAUUAAAAAGUAUUCUACAUACAACAAAUAAUUCAGCGACUAAAAUUAAAUCUAUAAAUAGAGAAGUGAAAUGGUCAAAAAAUACCAAUGAGUUUCGUGAAGAAUUCAUUACAAGUGAUGGUAUACAAGCUUUAAAUACAUUUGUUAAUUGGUGUCAUGAACAAAGAUUAUUGAAAUUACGUGAACAAGCUAAAGUAGAACAAUUACAUUUUGAUAAAUUGAAACAACAGCUUAAUGAAACUGAAAAAGAAACUGUCAUUCAAAUGAAAAAUUUUAACAAUGAUGAUGAUAUUCAACAGCAUAAAGUGGUUAUGCUAUUACCACCAUUGAAUGAAUUGGAAAGAUGUGUUGUACGUUUAGGUGAAUCACAUGUAACUGAAAGACGUAAAUGUUGUAAAACAAAGAAUAUUCUUCAACCAUGGAUUAAUAAUGUACAACAAACAAAACAUGGAGAUAUUAUGAAAAGUCAAAGUUUACGUGAUCCAACUCAACCUUCAUAUGCACAACCAUGGAUAUCAUAUAAAAAUGCAUUAACAGGACAUUUCCCACCAAAAAUACACAUAAAACCAACAGAAUGUAAUAUUUUACCAUUUGAUAGACAUCAACCUUUUAAAGAAACUUUAAAACAAAAGCUUUCAGAAAUUGAAACACUACAAGUGAAUGUAACUAAUUCAAAGAAACGAAAUAUUUCAAAACAUAUUAUACCUUGCGUUAUCAAUGAAAUGGAUAGUAAAGAUUUAGACAAUUAUCAUAAAUUCCUAUGUUCACUAAUUUAUGAUGAAGAGAAAAGAUCGAAUUCAGUAGUACAUUGGUUCAUACCAAUAAUGUCGUCAUGUCUACUACCUUUACCCAUGAAACAAAGGAAAUUACCUCAUAUCAAAUUACCAUAUUUAUGUUUAAAGUUACCUUAUGAAAAAAUAGAUGAUGGUGAUGACUAUGGGGAAGAAGAACGUGAGAUGCUAACUAAAAAUUCUUUUCGUAUUUCAGAUGAUUUAUCAACUGAAUUCAUGUUAACCCCAUAGAAUGACUGAUGACAUUAAAUAUACAAAACAAAAUUGCUUGAAUUUAUUUAGAAAGUUAUAUUUCCUCCAUUUGAUAUUAGUUUUAUACUCUCAUUUGAGCAAUAAUUUUGGUAGCUAAAUGAUUUAAACAGUAUUCCUGUAAAUUUUGAAGUCCUCAGAUUUUGAAUCAACCUUCUUGAAUGACUUAGGUUUUUUGAAUCAGAUCUGUAGGAUAGAACAUAUAAAUUGUCAAAGACAAGCGGUAUAAUUCAACAAACUGAUACAUCUUCGUUAUUUUAUACCUUCAGACGUCUUUGUUGUUUUGUAUCAUUUUGUUCUUCAUUAUGUUUAACAUUUUCUCUAAAGAUCAUGCCAAUAGUCACAAAACUAUCCGGAUUAUGUAACUGAGUGUCUGACAAACAUGUACUUUAGCCAC